AUGGCGCAGCAACGCGCAGUCGACUACAGUAAUUCGGGGCAGGAAUACGCGAAAAAGGCCCAGUUGUCGCCCGCGCAUCGAGCCGAUGCCGCUGGAAAAUUGGGCACCUCGUCGACAGCGCGCAAAGCUGCAUUGUUUCCACCACCAUCGCCGCCGCCAUCCGCCGCCAUCCUCGCCAGCCCGCCAACACCACCAACACCCUCGGCCGCCUCUUUCUCCUUCCUCUCUCGUCACCACCACCACCACCACCAUCCCAACUUGGCACACAUGCUCACCAUCCUCUCGCCCAUCUCGCAAGCAGCAACCGCCACACGGCCCCCGGCAAAGCCUCUGCGCAACGCAUCCCCCGCACGCUCCACCGCAAAACACCAUCUCGAACCCAACCCGUUCGAGAAAUCAUUCAGCUCGGGCCCCACCUCGUCCGAAUCCAUCGACCGUCGCUCCGACCUAAAGAGCGACUCCAAGUCCAGCCUCAGCACCCCUCCCCUCAGCACACGUCCAGGUGCCGCCUAUCGCGAUCGCACCUUCUCCAAGUCCCAGACAUCGCCAUCCACCACCAACAACGAAGCCGCGUCCACGCCCAAGCCGCUCCUCCCACCCGUCGCUUCCAUCACCUCGCCCGCCGGCGAGUCCAACGCCUAUCCUUGGUCCGCAGGUCUCACCAGCUCGCUUCGCUCCGGCCCGCUCUCGCCCGCCAUGCUCGCAGGUCCCCAGAGCUCCCACUUUGACCCCAACUCCUUCCGCACCGGAUUCACCCCCGACCUCUCCAACUUCAAGACGGGUCUCACCCCGCUCAGCGGCGGCAUGUCCUUCCCACCGCCCUCCCCCAACACCGCCGCAUUCCUCGCUGCCAUGGUCAACAACACCUCUGCACCUUCCACCUCGGCAGCCGCCAUCACGCCCAACACGCUCAACGCGCUCACCAACGCAGCCGCCUCCGCCACCGGCUCCAUAGACCCCACCGCUCCCAACGCGCCCACCGCACCCGGCGCUGCGCUCUCCACCCAGCCGCAGAACUUUGCAGGCAAGCCCUCCGACGCCCACAACGCCUUUGACCUCGCAUUCAGCCGCUCCUUCCCCAACGACCGCGCCGCCGCCGCAGACGCCAAAGCCGGCUCCAAACUAAAGGCGCAGGUCAAGGCGAGCGACUCGGAUCGCAGCCUCUCGCAGAGCAUCAGCCCGCAGAUGAUGCAGAAGCCUCUCGAUCCCGUGCCCGGCGACCAGCAGAACGCCGCCUCGGGUCUCUUCCUGCUCAGCCGCGCACACCAGGAGAUGGCAAAGCGCGACGGCGCAGCAGCCGCAUCCACCUCGCUCUACGAGUCCAAGCCCGCCGCCGCAGCGCCAAAGAAGGGUGCAAAGGGCAAAGGCGACGACACCAAGCCCGCCAACAACAAGCGCAAAAAGUCCAACUCGGCCGACGAUUCCGCCGCACCCGCCGCUGCCUCGUCGUCCUCAUCCGCCUCGAUCUCGGCGCCACCUUCCAAGACGGCCAAGACGGCCAAGGGCGGCAAGAAAGCGGCGGCAUCUUCCUCGAGCAUGAAGGACCUUGGACCGCCCGAAGACGACGACGAGGAGCACUGGGACAGCGACGACGACGGCAAGGGUGGCGAAAAGGGGCAGGACGAGAAGCGCAAAAACUUCCUCGAGCGCAAUCGUCAGGCGGCGCUCAAGUGUCGCCAGCGCAAAAAGGCGUGGCUGGCCUCGUUGCAGGCCAAAGUGGAGUAUCUGCAGAACGACAAUGAGAAUCUGCAGAAUACGGUGGGUGCGCUUCGCAACGAAAACAUGUUUCUCAAGAGUCAGCUGGUGCAGGCUACGGGGGGUGCGCCGUUGCCGAUGAUGCCGAUGAUGCCUAUGGCGCCGCCGCCGCCGCAUGGGGUGGAGCAUAUGCAGAUGAUGCCUCAUCCGGCGUACAUGCAUCCGGGCGCUUCGGGGCCACCCAUGUCGCAGGCGCAGGGGGCCUUUGUCCCACCGGCGCAGGUGCAUGUGCCGCGCGGCGGGAUGGCACCGGGAUUCGACGUGCAGCGACAGCGACAGAGGACCGAGGGCGACCAGGAUGUGGGCGCCAAGCACGAGCGCGAGUGGAGCAACGCCUCGGACGUGUCCAAGCAGCAAUCCGGCCCGGCGGCCACCAUCAAGGUGUGA
Moesziomyces antarcticus is the source of this 2142-nucleotide messenger RNA. RefSeq names its product bZIP transcription factor. The record is from RefSeq and is a predicted model, not a curated record. Gene Ontology annotation, biological process: regulation of transcription by RNA polymerase II. Lineage: Eukaryota; Fungi; Basidiomycota; Ustilaginomycetes; Ustilaginales; Ustilaginaceae. Bases 1 to 2142 code for a protein of 713 amino acids. Gene Ontology annotation, molecular function: RNA polymerase II cis-regulatory region sequence-specific DNA binding; DNA-binding transcription factor activity, RNA polymerase II-specific. The transcript is spliced from 2 exons.